AUGGCAUGUAUCGCCAUCAACGAAACAACAGCUGUCGUCGAGUGGCAGUGGGAGGGUGUCACGCGCAACUUAGCGACCGCCGAUCCCGAUCACGACGCGAUACGAUUUACAUUGCGACUCGACCGCGAGAGUCAAUCCGGCGCGCACUUCGAAAUCAGCAUUCCCUUCAGGUUCAAGGACAAGCCGGCUGGGGCAGGCGUAUGCCUCCGGAUAAAUCCCUUCUUUAUCAAGUCCUUCGCUUUUUCCGACGUGCCGAACCCGCCCGAUGCCGUAAAACCCAUAUUCGAUGCGACUACGUCCCUCGACUUCGCCCUGGAUAACAGAAUCACCGUUCUUAUUCCUAGCGAUGUUGAAGAGCCGGUUGUAGCAGCUCGUGCGCGAUCGGGCAAGGUCCUCGACUUGAUACACGAGCUCUCUUGUAUCACCUCCCUGCGUAUCUACAUUCAACAGUCUCUGCUCUCGCCCGAUGAGCUCAAGACCAUCAGCGAGGCUGUGGAACAACGUCAAAUCAAACCCUCCUCCGAUCCAGACUAUGACGUCUCACGAAUGUUCAGCGGCACCGGCGCAAAAGUCACAACAAUUCCUCCCCCCAAACCCCCGUCUUACAAGAAAGCAACGAGAAGUCAAGCUCUCCCGAACGCUCCGUCCAAUCGCAAACGGCCCCGACAAGACAGCCACCCCGAAUUCUUCAACCAGUUCUGGGAUAAGCUCCAGAAGCUGGAAUCCAAGGUUGACGACCUGCAAGCCGACAACGCCAAGCUAAGAGCCGAUAACGCUCAGCUCAAAGACAAGGUCGAACGCCUGGAGAAGAAGUGCGAAGGGCUAGAACCGGUAGAUGCGGAGGAGGCUGUGAUAAUAGAAAUAAGAGAUGAUAUCAGCUCGCUGGAUCAUAGAGUCAAAUGCAUCGAAGACGCGAGGGAUGAAGAUUUAGAGGACAUAAAGGAAGGCGUAUUUGACGAGUUGGCGAAGCGUCUGACCGGAGGAUGA
This is a messenger RNA of Fusarium mangiferae, 987 nucleotides long. RefSeq lists its product as uncharacterized. The record is from RefSeq and is a predicted model, not a curated record. Lineage: Eukaryota; Fungi; Ascomycota; Sordariomycetes; Hypocreales; Nectriaceae. The coding region runs from base 1 to 987 and encodes 328 amino acids. The transcript has a single exon.